Messenger RNA from Ceraceosorus guamensis, 1497 nucleotides. RefSeq names its product kinase-like protein. Bases 1 to 1497 code for a protein of 498 amino acids. NCBI's taxonomy places the organism in Eukaryota, Fungi, Basidiomycota, Exobasidiomycetes, Ceraceosorales, Ceraceosoraceae. Gene Ontology annotation, biological process: peptidyl-serine phosphorylation; endocytosis; signal transduction. Gene Ontology annotation, cellular component: nucleus; cytoplasm. The transcript has 6 exons. Gene Ontology annotation, molecular function: protein serine/threonine kinase activity; ATP binding. The record is from RefSeq and is a predicted model, not a curated record.
AUGUCGACAUCACACAGCAGUAGCUCGGGGUCGAACGUGGUUGGAGUGCACUACAGAGUAGGCAAAAAGAUCGGAGAAGGCUCCUUUGGCGUAAUCUUCGAAGGAACGAACCUGCUGAAUAGCCAGACAGUAGCCAUUAAAUUUGAACCUCGGAAAAGUGAUGCUCCUCAGCUGCGCGAUGAGUACAGGACCUACAAGAUUCUUGCUGGAUGCCCUGGUGUGCCUCAGGUCUAUUACUUCGGGCAGGAAGGCCUUCACAACAUCCUGGUCAUCGACCUGCUUGGCCCUAGUCUGGAAGACCUCUUCGAUAUGUGCGGACGCAAAUUUAGCAUCAAGACUGUUGUCAUGACUGCCAAGCAAAUGAUCACCCGGGUCCAAGCGAUCCAUGAAAAGAACCUGAUCUACCGCGACAUCAAACCAGACAACUUCUUGAUUGGCAGACCGAUGACCAAAUCUGCCAACACCGUCUGGGUGGUUGACUUUGGGAUGGCGAAGCAAUACCGGGAUCCCAAGACCAAGCAGCACAUCCCGUACCGCGAGCGCAAAAGUCUGAGCGGCACGGCUCGUUACAUGUCCAUCAACACUCACUUGGGUAGAGAGCAAAGCAGACGUGACGACCUCGAAGCGCUUGGACAUGUGUUCAUGUACUUCCUGAGGGGCGGUCUGCCAUGGCAAGGACUCAAGGCGGCAACAAACAAGCAAAAGUACGAGAAGAUUGGAGAGAAGAAGCAGAGCACACCUAUCAAGGAGCUCUGCGAGGGCUUCCCAGAAGAGUUCGGUAUCUAUCUGAACUACGUCAGAAAAUUGGGCUUCGAGGAGACACCCGAUUACGACUUCUUGAGGGAGUUGCUAAGCAAAGCGCUGCACGGAGAGCAAGAAGAUGGCGUGUAUGACUGGAUGAUGCUGAACGGCGGAAAGGGUUGGGAAGCAGGCACGAGCAAAGACCGUCGUGAUGAGCGCGAGCGGUACAGAGACCCCCGAGAUCACCGAGCGUCUCACGCCCAACAAGCCGCCGGGGCUGGCGGUGCUGCCGGCGGUGCUCUCGCGGCGCCUCAGCAACAGCUUCAACGCAGCGCGUCCAAGCAGGGACGCAAGUCUGGCGUCCCUGCCCAACUCGUACCAGGCAGCGGUGCGGACAGCCGCGCCGCAUCUGGCGCUCUGCGUCCACCCGGCGCAGACUUUGCCAACAACGGCAACUCGGCUUACGGCGCAGGAGGUCCAGGACCUGCAGGAUCCAAUGUAGCCGUUCACGGUGCGCAAGUAGCAGCGACCGGGGACGCUCUCAACACACCCAGGGACAGCCACGCGGGCGGUCUGUCAUCUGGAGCUGGCGUGCCCAAUGGCACUGGCGGAAUCGAAGGGGGAAGGCGAUUGGAUGGUCGAGGACCUGUGCAAGGCGGCUUGGCUGGUAGCGAAGCUCACCAACACGCUCAUCCCGCCGAAAGGAGAGGCUUUGGCGCCAAGUUGGUCGACUUCCUCACCUGCAGGUGUGCUUAG